Myotis myotis is the source of this 5568-nucleotide messenger RNA. RefSeq names its product contactin 2 (gene CNTN2). Gene Ontology annotation, molecular function: cell-cell adhesion mediator activity. Lineage: Eukaryota; Metazoa; Chordata; Mammalia; Chiroptera; Vespertilionidae. The record is from RefSeq and is a predicted model, not a curated record. The coding region runs from base 27 to 3434 and encodes 1135 amino acids. Gene Ontology annotation, biological process: brain development; cell-cell adhesion. The transcript is spliced from 23 exons.
CCUGGGAGAGGGAGGAGCACAUCUUGAUGCAGAGAUGCUGCAGUGGCUCCGGGCGCGCACACACACCAGCGCCCUCGCCCGCCACCGCCGCCAGGGCUGCCGCCACCGCGCCAGGACAGCAGCCAGCGGCUGAGGGAGCAGGGGAGGAGAGGCGGCCGGCCCAGGGGGCUGGUGGCCGGGCUGGCUCUGACUCAUCGCCUCGGUCAGCGUCCACCUGCCCCAGCCAACACCCCUCUUUCACCCCAGGUCCUGCUCAGCCUCCUGCCGCACUUUCCUCUCCUCUCCUCCACCUGGGCCUGGACAGCGCCAUGGGGACUCUCUCCAGGAGGAAGUCGCAGCUGCUGCUGCUGCUGCUGGCUGUGGCCCUCGUCGCCUCUCCAGCCGGGAGCUCGGCCCGGGGAUCCCCGGCCACCUUUGGCCCUGUCUUUGAAGACCAGCCGCUCAGUCUGCUAUUCCCAGAGGAGUCCACGGAGGAGAAGGUGACCCUGGCAUGCCGUGCCCGCGCCAGCCCUCCGGCCACCUACAGGUGGAAGAUGAACGGCACCGAGAUGAAGCUGGAGCCAGGCUCCCGCCAGCAGCUGGUGGGAGGCAACCUGGUCAUCAUGAGCCCCACCAAGGCCCAGGACGCUGGCGUCUACCAGUGCCUGGCCUCCAACCCCGUGGGCACCGUGGUCAGCAGGGAGGCCGUCCUGCGCUUCGGCUUCCUGCAGGAAUUCUCCAAGGAGGAGCGGGACCCCGUGAAAGCCCAUGCGGGCUGGGGAGUGAUGCUGCCCUGUAACCCCCCUGCCCACUAUCCAGGCCUGUCCUACCGCUGGCUCCUCAAUGAGUUCCCCAACUUCAUCCCGACGGACGGGAGGCACUUCGUGUCCCAGACCACAGGGAACCUGUACAUCGCCCGGACCAACGCCUCGGACCUGGGCAACUACUCCUGCCUGGCCACCAGCCACAUGGACUUCUCCACCAAGAGCGUCUUCAGCAAGUUUGCUCAGCUCAACCUGGCCGCUGAAGAUCCCAGGCUCUUCGCGCCCAGCAUUAAGGCCCGGUUCCCAGCGGAGACAUACGCGCUGCUGGGACAGCAGGUCACCCUGGAGUGCUUUGCCUUCGGGAACCCUGUCCCCAGGAUCAAGUGGCGCAAAGUGGAUGGCUCCUUGUCCCCCCAGUGGGCCACCGCUGAGCCCACCCUGCAGAUCCCCAGCGUCAGCUUCGAGGACGAGGGCACUUACGAGUGUGAGGCGGAGAACUCCAAGGGCCGAGACAGCGUCCAGGGCCGCAUCAUCGUGCAGGCCCAGCCCGAGUGGCUGAAGGUGAUCUCGGAUAUGGAAGCUGACAUCGGGUCCAGCUUGCGUUGGGGCUGCGCAGCCGCCGGCAAGCCCCGACCCACGGUGCGCUGGCUGAGGAAUGGGGAGCCUCUGGCCUCCCAGACCCGGGUAGAGGUGCUGGCCGGGGACCUGCGGUUCUCCAAGCUGAGCCUGGACGACUCAGGCAUGUACCAGUGUGUGGCAGAGAACAAGCAUGGCACCAUCUACGCCAGCGCUGAGCUGGCCGUGCAAGCACUGGCCCCCGACUUCAGGCUGAAUCCGGUACGGCGCCUGAUCCCUGCAGCCCGCGGGGGAGAGGUCAUGAUCCCCUGCCAGCCCCGGGCAGCCCCGAAGGCCGUGGUGCUCUGGAGCAAAGGCACCGAGAUCUUGGUCAACAGCAGCAGAGUGACAGUCACUCCGGAUGGCACCUUGAUCAUAAGAAACAUCAGUCGGUCAGAUGAAGGCAAAUACACCUGCUUCGCUGAGAAUUUCAUGGGCAAAGCCAACAGCACGGGCAUCCUGUCUGUGCGAGAUGCGACCAAGAUCACCCUAGCCCCCUCCAGUGCCGACAUCAACUUGGGCGACAACCUGACCCUGCAGUGCCACGCCUCCCACGACCCCACCAUGGAGCUCACUUUCAUCUGGGCUUUGGACGACUUCCCCAUCGACCCCGACAAGCCUGGGGGUCACUACCGGAGGGCCAGUGCGAAGGAGACAGUUGGAGACCUGACCAUCCUGAACGCCCAGCUGCGCCACGGUGGGAAGUACACCUGCAUGGCCCAGACGGUGGUGGACAGUGCAUCCAAGGAGGCCACAGUCCUGGUCCGAGGUCCCCCGGGCCCCCCAGGAGGCAUGGUGGUAAGGGACAUCGGCGACACCACUGUCCAGCUCAGCUGGAGCCGUGGCUUCGACAACCACAGCCCCAUUGCCAAGUAUACCCUGCAAGCUCGCACUCCGCCUGCAGGGAAGUGGAAGCAAGUUCGGACCAAUCCCGCCAACAUCGAGGGCAACGCGGAGACCGCCCAGGUGCUGGGCCUCACACCCUGGAUGGACUAUGAGUUCCGGGUCAUAGCCAGCAACAUCCUGGGCACUGGGGAGCCCAGUGGGCCCUCCAGCAAAAUCCGGACCAAGGAAGCAGCCCCCUUCGUGGCACCCUCCGGGCUCAGCGGAGGCGGGGGAGCCCCUGGCGAGCUCAUUGUCAACUGGACGCCCAUGUCACGCGAGUACCAGAACGGAGACGGCUUCGGCUACCUGCUGUCCUUCCGCAGGCAGGGCAGCGCCGGCUGGCAGAGCGCGCGGGUGCCCGGCGCCGACGCCCAGUUCUUCGUCUACAGCAACGAGAGCAUCCGGCCCUACACGCCCUUCGAGGUCAAGAUCCGCAGCUACAACCGCCGUGGGGACGGGCCGGAGAGCCUCACUGCCCUCGUGUACUCGGCGGAGGAAGAGCCCAGGGUGGCCCCGACCAAGGUCUGGGCCAAGGGGGUCUCCUCCUCAGAGAUGAACGUGACCUGGGAAGCGGUGCCGCAGGACACGAACGGGGUCCUCCUGGGCUACGAGAUCCGCUACUGGAAAGCUGGGGACAAAGAAGCAGCCGCUGACCGUGUGAGGACGGCAGGGCUGGACAACACUGCCCGAGUUACUGACCUGCACCCCAACACCAAGUACCAUGUGACCGUUCGGGCCUACAACCGGGCGGGUACUGGGCCUGCCAGCCCGUCUGCCAAUGCCACAACCAUGAAGCCCCCUCCUCGGCGACCUCCCGGCAACAUCUCCUGGACGUUCUCGAGCUCCAGUCUGAGUAUUAAGUGGGACCCUGUGGUGCCUCUUCGCAAUGAGUCUGCGGUCACGGGCUAUAAGAUGCUGUACCAGAAUGACAUACACCCGACGCCCACGCUCCACCUCACCAGCAAGAACUGGAUAGAGGUUGCCGUCCCUGAAGACAUCGGCUAUGCCCUGGUGCAGAUUCGGACCACGGGGCCUGGAGGCGACGGAACCCCGGCAGAAGUCCACAUCGUGAGGAACGGAGACACAAGCAUGAUGGUGGAGAACUCAGCAGUCUGCCCGGCCCUGCGCCCCAGCACCAUCCUCUCCCACUCCAUGGCCAUGCUGGUCCUCAUCGGCCACCUGGAGCUCUGACCCUGGCGCCCCGCCCUCCACCGCCGGACACCACCUCCGAGGAUGCCGCCAGCUGGCCCGGCCCCUCCCGAUGCCAAGACGGCCCAACACUGUGCCUGAGGAUGGCUGGUUUUAAAUACCUACUGUAGACAGUGCCCCUUUCGUAGGAGGUAGAAUAUUUCAUAUUCUGCCACUGGCUAGAACCCAUGCGAGGAUUUUUUUUUUUUUUUUUAAAUCAAGAGGCACCAGGCAGUAAUUUCCAUGAUGAUACGGAACCCGUGCCGGGCCCUCUGGGUGCCAGGCCUAUGGGAAGAAGGGCAUCGGAAACAUUCCCUUCACAUCCUGGGACUGCAGAUGGACUCUGUCCCCUGAGGGCAGCGCCCCAGACCCAGCAGGAGCACUGGAUGUGACCCGGCUGAAGUGGAACAAGGCAUACACAUGAACAUCCCUCAGUCUAAGGAGAGAGCCACCCCGGGACCAAGGAUCCCCCUACUUUCUCGAGGGGCAGCACGGCUGGACCCUGGCACUGCCCUCGAUGACUCCCUGGAGGCUCCUGCCACCUGACCGGGUGGCUGAGCACCAGGGCCCUGAUGGCUGAGCCCCUACAGCAUUGGGGGUGAUACUCCAGACUGUGGGGGCGGGAGAGGGAGCUAACAGGGACUGAGAGGCUGGGACACCUGGUGGGGAGGGGCACCAGACUUGGCCUGACGCUGCCCUCUUAGCCAACACUGCCAACCCGACCUGUCACCCAGAGUGACAGCAGCCACCACAGGUGGCUGGGUGACCUAAGGGCUUGCCUUGGGGAGGCCCCCCACCCACCAAGACCCAUUCUGCACAGUCCCUCCAGGGUUGGGCAGGAGGCCAGAGACGGGUGUGUGCCCACCCCCUCUCCAGCGCGGCCUGCAGGCGCAGGACUCCACUCCCCCCGCACGGACCCGCUGGCGCCUGGGAGAGUGAACCGCAGGCUUCUGAGAAGGACAGAGGAUAAACAGGGCCCUGCCUGCGCCCAGGAAAACCCGAUCACCUGGCCAGACCCGUCCCCCGGGCUGCCUCAGACCGUUCUUUGGCAUUUCUCCAGAAGAAAAGGGGUUAAUAAACGGGACCUCCUGCCUUGUGCUCUGGGUACCUUACCAGUCACAGAACAUGAGGCUGUAGAGCUCACCUUGUCCAAGCGCCUCACUUUACAGAGGAAGACACUGAGCUCGAAAGGCUCAGGGUCACACAGCGAGUCCGCGACGGGGCUCAGAUGAGAACUCCGGCCCCCUUGUUACGGUGGUCAGGGACAGUGGGCGUGGAAAAUUCUGCUUCUGGAGACUCUGGCGGGUGAUCACGGGGUGAGCAGCCUGGCUGGGGCCAACCCAAGGUGUGGGCAGAUUCUAGGAGACAUCAGGCCCUUGCCUUCGGAGCCUCGCUUCUGCUAAGACCUCACUAUGCCGUGCUGGCUUGAAGCCCCCGUGCCCCUUACCCUUGUUCCCAGAGGCCAACGCCAGGACAGGGAUUCCCCAAACCCAAGGGGCAGUGGCGGCACAACCCGUGCUGACUGGUGGCCCUUGGCAUCCACAAGCAUCAGGACAGGUAUCUCGUAGGGGACGGGCCCCCAUGCCUGGUUUUUGUCGUUUACAGUGAGAGCCCUAUUUUGCUAUGGUUUUUUAAACUUUUAAGUCCUGCUCUAUUUUCCAGGGCAGGUUUAUGUUGAUGUUUUUACCCACUACAGUUUUUUCAAAAAUGUAAGCUCACACCUCUUCUCCCCACCACCUCUGCACCGACACCGCCCCAGCCCAGGACUGCCUCCCUGGAGACCAGGCCACACCCUCCUCGCCUGCUCCCAUCCAUCCCCCCAGGCAAGGUGCUGGGCUCAGCUCUGUGACCCUUACAGGGACCACAGACUUGGCCUCGCCUCCGUGCUGACCUCCGUGGCGGUGAUCAGGCCAUGCCUUGCUCUGUCAGAAAGGGGAUGCUCACAGGAAGAAACCUUCUUCCAAGGUUUAGCUGAUUCUGUCCUCACUGCCAGGGGAGCAGGGGACAGGCGUCUGUGCUGGGCCCUCACUGCCAGGGGAGCCUAGAGCAGUGGUUCUCAACCUUCCUAAUGCCGCAACCCUUUAAUACAGUUCCUCAGGUUGUGGUGACCCCCAAUUUCAUUGUUACAAAUCGAACA